Messenger RNA from Seriola aureovittata, 5539 nucleotides. RefSeq names its product 5-hydroxytryptamine receptor 7-like. Gene Ontology annotation, cellular component: membrane. Gene Ontology annotation, molecular function: G protein-coupled serotonin receptor activity. The transcript has 2 exons. The record is from RefSeq and is a predicted model, not a curated record. Lineage: Eukaryota; Metazoa; Chordata; Actinopteri; Carangiformes; Carangidae. Gene Ontology annotation, biological process: smooth muscle contraction; chemical synaptic transmission; adenylate cyclase-activating adrenergic receptor signaling pathway. Bases 3127 to 4617 code for a protein of 496 amino acids.
AUUUUCUAAUUACUUGCAAGACAACAAUGUAAAUCAAAAUGUCAUAACAAAAAGAUUUCCAAUACCACGGCAACAAAAACACAACCUUCAUAAACAGCUGUGAUGUGUUCGGUUGCUAAUGUCCCGAGAUGCUUUAUAUUUCUGCUGAUUUGUGUUUGAAAUAUGAAGCUUUAAUGUCUGAAAGACACGUUUCUCUAAUGGUUCACUAAAGGAUUCAGACUUAGCGAUCGCUUAUAUGGCCAAAAGUAUGUGGACACGUACUUUACAUCCUGGUCUGCUGCCGCAUGUCAUUCUAUAACAAUGAAGAUCACUGGUUGGUUGACCUGCUAUAACCUGUGAUCUGUGCUCAUCAGGUGAUAUUGUUUUGUUUUAUUUGAAGUUUAUUGUGUCAGUUAACGUCAAUGAAACAUUAUACAUUUCUUGUUAUUUAAUAAACAAUGAUAUUGUUUUAUUUUAAUGAGUCGCAGGCUAAAAAGGCUGGAGACCAAACACAUUCAUGGCAAAUGAAAGAAUACAGAAUCACCAAGUCACAAUAAAAGCCUUUAAUGACCUGUAAAUGUAAACUUAAUCUAUUAUUAUCUUAUAUAAUCCACAGAACAGGAUCCAGUCACUACUUCACCCUCGACCUCCCUCAGGUUCACACCAACACUGACACAACUGCUUCCAGGUGCUUUGCACCGUUUGAAUGGGUUUGUGAUCGGAGAUUUUAAAUCUUUAUUAUUUGAUGUAUUUUAUAGUGAAUGUUUUUGUUAAUUCUUUGUUUCUUUGUUGUUGAUCGUCUCGUGUGUCUGUUUCUUGUUCUCACACCGUAAAAAAAAAUCCUAAUUUUAUGGAAAAUAACUGUUUUCUAACAGUAAUUUUCUGUUUUUUAAAAGUGUGAACCAAAGUCUGUAAAAUGACAGAAAUGAUGUGAAUUAACAGCCAAACUUCUCCUUUAAGCAUCAUACCAAUAAUAAUCAAUUACAUUUAUUUCCCAUUUCUGUAAAGACAAGUUACUGUUUUAUUUAUACAGUAUUUUUUCUUCUUUCUUAAAUUACAAUUCAUUAUAGGAACCUUAACAGGCAGAUAGACCAAUGGAGAAAUGCCAGUUUUAGUUCUUCAGAUCAUCCCGGGGCUCUGAAGAACUAUUUGUGAAUAAUUGGUUGAUAUUGUAAAUUUACAUCUGAAUAUAUUAAAUAAAAGUGUUAUAAAGUCAAUAGUGGUGCGUAUGUUAUUUGUAAUUAAGUUUCCAACCCCACUUUAGUUGAAAGACUAAAUACAGAGACUUAACAGUUUAAUUUGCAUUUCUUCAGUUUAUUAUAUUUUAUGAGAAAUGUAAGAAAAUUAAUCUGAAUCUGAAUCAUUAAAUAUUGUAUUUAGAUUGAGCUUCUACAGGUUUUAACAUUACUUUACACUUAAAGAUUCAAUAUUAACACAAAUACUGUUGAAGUUUGAGAUGAUUUUAAUGUUUUACACAGUAUUUCUUACUUUGUCUUCAAAACAAAAGGUUUACUUCACAAUAUUAAACAUGUGUUAAUAUUUCAUUGAUUGACACUUAAUUUUAUUAUUAGGAAAAAGUUUCUCUGCAGAAACUUUAGUGGCGUCACUUUAUUGAAGGAGUUUGAUCAGAAUCAUUUAGGAAAAAUCUGUAAAUUAACAGUUUUUCUCUGUAGAAAUAUUAAUGAAACUUUCUGUAAAGAUAUUGUUUUUACACUUUAUUUGAAUUAGGACAUUUUACUUUAAUUUUACGGUUUUUGUUUCAUUUGACCAUUUUUUUCAGGAUUUCUUUUUUACAGUGCAGGUCUCUCAUUUUAAUCUCAACGAAACUUCCUGAUUGAAUCCAGAUUAAAUUAAAAUUUAAAAAAUGAACUGUACAGUUUCUCUCCAGUUUGAAAACUGAAAUUAUAACAAUGACAAUUAUAAAAACAUAUAAUCUCUUAUGGGAAUUCCAUCAGUCCAACCUGCAGCAGAGGCGCGCGGCCACUUGGGGGCGCUGCUGUCCAAGGCCAGUGGCUUUAGCAUCACAGGCAUUUUCAUAGAAUAAUUGAGUUCAGAUUAGAAAAUGAUGAAAAGUCUCCGGGAGCAGUUUGAGUUCCCGCUCUCACCUCCACGUCCAUAAAUCCCAUCAGUCUGAGGAGCGAGAUGAAGGCGGCCGCACGUCGAGUCUUAACGUCUCCGCCUGAACUGUAAAUAACAACAGUGAUUGAAGGAACUUCUUCUCUCCUGGGUCACAGAGGCAGCAACAGAUCUUUAAAUCAAAGCUCGUGAAGGAAAAGAAAAGUCACUUCUCCAUCUCUCAAAACAAACAACAACAACAACAACAACAACAACAACAACAACAGUUAUCAUCCAGAAAUAUGAAAGAAGCUUCCACUGAUUGUCUGGAUGGAUUAUUUGGAUAAUAGCGGCCAUUUUUUCCCGCUCCUUCAUCUUCAUUUAUUGUCCAUUCACAUUCUAUGUAAUCUCACCCUUUGUCUCGCUCUCUCUCUCCUGUGCAUGUGCGUGUGUGUGUGCGCGCGCGCGUGCACACGUGUAGAGAAAGAGAGAAACGCUCAAGAACACAGAAGAUGCCAAAACGCAUUUGAAAUCGACAGAACAUUUCUUCAUGCUGCGUAAUUACGCACGGUCAUCCAUGGACACGCGCUCUGUCCUUGCCAAGAUAUUUGCAGCAGUAAGAACUCCAGGAGAUUUUUGUUUGUGUUGCACGUUCAGACACACGGUACCCGGCAGCCUAUAGGCUACCCAACACGUCUUUUGACGUCACACAUCAACUUUUUUCGUGAUAUAUGUGCGCGCACUGCGGUUUUUAAGUUUCAGCUUUCGUGCACAUCAGGGCUGAAGCGCGUGAUGGAAUCCAGAGUGUCCACAGACAACAGGAAAUCAAAUGGUAUUUUAUAGGUCAGGUAUUUGGGGAAUAUGCCUGCGGCGCGCCACGUGCGUAAUGACGAGUGUGGCUCUAAAUAGAAGAAUUAAGGCGUCGAGGCUUUAUGGAGGGAAAAACGGCAUGUCAGAGUAGCUCACCCUGAGGGGGGGCUGCUGAAAGGAAUUACUCAUUUCUCACAUCAGCACCGGCACAUCUGUGCGCGUGUAUGUCACCCCCGGACCGCUCUCCAUGUCCAUGGAUGAAAAGGAACCGGGGGCAGCACAAUGGUUGUUGCGGGAGCGAGUAACGGAACCUUCGGUGGCGGGAACAUGAGGUCGUCGAUCAUGAUAGAGGACAGAGUCGGCGGUGGAGAUCCCGGGGGCUCCACCACCAUGAUGGUCUCGGAGGCUCUCGCGCCCCGGCUGCUGAAGAUUGCGCAGGGCGCCGCAGAGGCGGCAGCGGCAGCGGCGGCAGCGGCAGCGGCAGCGACUUCUCCGUCCACCUCCAGUCAACCGCUGGUCAUGGAGACGAACGGGACGCGGUGCGGCGAGCAGAUCCUGAGCUACGGCCGGGUGGAGAAGGUCCUGAUCGGAGGGGUGCUCACCAUGCUCACGCUGUCCACCAUCUGCGGGAACCUGCUGGUGGUCAUCUCCGUGUGCUUCGUCAAGAAGCUGCGCCAGCCGUCCAACUACCUGAUCGUGUCUCUGGCCGUGGCCGACCUGUCGGUGGCUCUGGCCGUGAUGCCGUUCGUCAGUAUCACGGACCUGAUCGGCGGUCAGUGGAUAUUCGGACAGUUCUUCUGUAACGUUUUUAUCGCCAUGGAUGUGAUGUGCUGCACCGCGUCCAUCAUGACUCUGUGUGUCAUCAGCAUCGACCGGUAUUUGGGCAUCACCAAACCUCUGACCUACCCCGUGCGGCAGAACGGCUGCUGCAUGGCCAAGAUGAUCGUGUCGGUGUGGCUGCUCUCCGCCUCCAUCACCCUCCCCCCUCUGUUCGGCUGGGCGCAGAACGUCAACGACGGCAGGGUCUGCCUCAUCAGUCAGGACUUCGGCUACACCGUCUACUCCACCGCCGUGGCGUUCUACAUCCCCAUGUCGGUGAUGCUGAUCAUGUACUACAGGAUUUACCGAGCUGCCAAACUCAGCGCCGCCAAGCACACGAUCACCGGCUUCCCCAGGGAAAGGGAGUACGGAGCAGGGGUGGCUCCGAGAGGGGGGCGAGGGGGGCACGGGCCUCACCGGCCGACUGAGUCAGGAGAAACAGGAAGUGUGGAAGGGACAGAGCAGGAGGAGGAGGCGGAGGAGGAGGAGAGCUUGGACUGCGUGGCGGCGGCGUUGAAGCUCCAGCGCGAGGUGGAGGAGGAAUGCAGCUCACGCGUCUCCCGCCUCCUCAAGACCGGCGAGCACCACCAGCGCCGGAAACAGAAAAACCAGUCCAUCUUCAAACGGGAGCAGAAGGCCGCCGCCACUCUGGGCAUCGUGGUCGGCGCCUUCACCUUCUGCUGGCUGCCGUUCUUCCUGGUGUCCACCGCCCGGCCGUUCGUCUGCGGCGUGGAGUGCAGCUGCGUGCCGCUCUGGCUGGAGAGGACGCUGUUGUGGCUCGGUUACGCCAACUCCCUCAUUAACCCCUUUAUUUACGCUUUUUUCAACCGCGACCUGAGGACGACGUACAGCAACCUCCUGCGCUGCCGCUACAGGAACAUCAACAGGAAGCUGUCGGCGGCGGGAAUGCACGAGGCGUUGAAACUGGUGGAGAAACCAGACACUGAUGUGUAAAGCUGCUGCAGACAGCGAUGGGGGGGGGGGGGCACCCAGUGAUACUCAGAGACCGCCACUCCAUAACGUGCGUGAUGAUGCUGCGGCGUGGGGAGGCAGGAUGCUGUGAUUACAUGGCGCACAGUUCAGGCCUGUCAUUGGCUGGAAGGUUAUUCUUCUGAGGACCGAGACAAACGGCGUGGAGGUGGAACUCACGGCUCCUGAACGUCACUACAGUCCAACACCUGGAAUGAAGCUCCACAGUCUUUGAACGUGUUCCGAGUUAAACUCCGCCUCUCGAAACUUUCUAACUCAAGGAAACUUUUCCUCACUGAAAAUAAAAGAAACGGAGGCUGAAACAGCGAGCGUCUGUAAUUAUCACAGUGACUGUAAAUGUUGCGUCGGUGGACGAGCUUCAAAGCUUCUCUGCUCUCUGACGGUCCGGUCGCCUGAUGCCACUUCAUGAGUUCGUCUUUCACAGAUGCUGUUUCUGUUUUCUCUGUAUCACUGUGUUGAAUGUGUCGAACUCCUCGGGCCUCCACAUGAAAACAGCUCAUCGAUCCGUCUGUUUGAUAAUCAGACAGCUCGCUCGCCCAGGAGACGGCGUGAAGGUCGAGCGCAUGGCGGUACGGAGACUAACGAGCGGGAGGUAGAGACCUGAAUGUGACCGCGCCUCUUCCUCAGUUUCCUUCAAAGGUUUCAAACCUGGUGUUGUAUCUGAGCCACGCUCAUCAUGGCAACGUUAGAUAGAUAUAAACUUUGUAGAUGAUGGACGAGGAAGCAAAGACAGAAGAUACAGCAUCAUAAUGUCGCUCAGUACGUCACUCAAUACCUCAUGACACAGGCGUUAACGGAGGGUCCACUUCUGUUCUUGUACCAUAUUAUUUAUUUCAUUGAAACCGAGUCCAGGACUUUUUCUUUAACUCGUUAUGAGUCUAACAGU